Messenger RNA from Strigops habroptila (Kakapo), 5617 nucleotides. RefSeq names its product transmembrane protein 40 (gene TMEM40). The coding region runs from base 4574 to 5440 and encodes 288 amino acids. The transcript has 15 exons. Lineage: Eukaryota; Metazoa; Chordata; Aves; Psittaciformes; Psittacidae. The record is from RefSeq and is a predicted model, not a curated record.
GAGUAGAUUUGUGUAUUCCAUAUCAGGAGAUUGAUUUACAUGCCGUGUUAGUGGUGCUGUUCUCCCUGCCACACAUUUAAUGUAGCAGGAGAUGACAGUGUGCUUUCCUUUUACCCUGGGAGAGCUGGGUGCUUGGACACCCUUGCUGCUGCGGUUAUUGGUAGCUGAGAUCUUUUCCCAGAGCUUGGGCUGGAGAACAAGCUGGUUUGAAGCCUCUUAGGAAGGUGCCAGAACGGUGCAUUUUCAAUAGAGCGUGAGCUGCAUCUGUAGCUUGAGAAAGGUUUGCACUCUCAAAUGGUAGCAGUGGGCUUCUGCUGCAGGACAGGCAGCCCGACCUCAUGGAGUGGUCAGAGCAAUCCUGCAAUCCUCACUUGAGUAACAGUUUGGGAAUGAGUGGCAGUACUGAAUUCUGAUCUUGGGCGGGAGCUGAGGUAAUACUGUAUUGGCUAUGAUACUGUUUGUCUGGUGUCAGCACAAGAGGGAGAAGCUUUGUUGUAGUGUCCAAUCUAAAGCACAUAUUUUAAGAUGAAUUGAUUGGACCAGACUUUACAAAUAAUCCUAGCUUCUAGUAAAUAACCUUUGGGCUCUCUAGGUCAGAGCCUUGAUAUUUGGAAACGUCUUUAAAACCAAAUGUAUCUUUAUCCCUUCUUCAUUGAGGUGAUUGAACCUGAUAAUAACACAGUGGUCUGAGGUGAUAUCAAGAGGGGAAUGUGUUAGGACACAACUGAGUUGUCAGCUGGGAAGCUCACAGGGGUAUGGAAGGUUUCAGAUUCCCUGAGAUCUUUUCCAGUUUGCUAGACAAGGAUGGAGGUGGGAAGGGACCCCAGGGAACUGGAGGGAGAGGAGAGGCACUGAGUGUGAGCAGAUUUUGUUGCAGAUUGGUCUUGCAAGGCUGGUCAGGGGUGGAUCAGGAGAGUGCCCUCAGACCCUACACUGAUGCCUUGUGCUCGCUGCAGGACUUGGGGGCUCAGCCAGGCAGCAGCUGGGAGCAGUUCGUUGCUCCCCACUUCUCUAGCAGUCAGCAGCCCCUUCCUCAGAUCCCUGGCACCCCAAACCUUUUGGGAGAAGGGCAGGUGUUUUGUAUAGUAACAAUGGAAUUGCACUGAUGACAUGAUUAUGGAUGUGAUGAAACAGACAUUAUUCAAAUUCACCACCAGGAAUGUAAUAAACUACAAUUUAAACUUACUAGAAACUGGCAUGUUUCUGGUCAGGGUUUGGAAAACGUUCUGCCCAUGCUGUUAGCUUUAGUAUCUGCAAAGACCUUGGUGUGAGCAGAGGAAGUGCUUUUCUCUGAGCUCCAAAACUACAGGCCAUUUUUGUUCUAGAGGCUGGUCAGGGAAAGAAAUAGCUCAUGGCAAGUGCCAGAGCCAGGUCUGCCUUCCUCCUUCUGAACCAGACUGGGUUUGCAUUUCAGACAAAUGCUUCAAGUAUAAGAGAAGCAGAAAGUCUAAUAGCAACUGCCUUAAUCAGCUGGGGUUGUGCUCCGGGGGGCUGAGCAUCUGGAGGAGGUACGACGUUCAGGGUGGUGCUGCCACCUUCCGCUCUCUGACCUUUAAGACAGACUGCCAUUUAUCUGCUGGGUUUCUGUGUAAAAAAACUUAGAACAUUUCCACAAGAAAUCUGAGCUGUGAAAUGACACUUUUGCUCUGCAGCUCAGUAGUCUGCAGGGCAGACUGUAGGCACAGGGCAGCUGCUUAACAGCUCCGUAACUCUCAGCAGAAUAAUGAAAACCUGUGAGGCUCAAGAAUGUGCAGAGUAGCCUGCUGUUAGCAGUGUUAGCACUGGCAGUAAGGAGAAACAAAGAGCAAGGUUUCUCUGGAGUCUGUCAGUAGGGUCUGCAGCAUGCACAAAUUUCAUCUUGUGCAUCUUCAGUCUCUACUGCCACUUUUCAGUAGUGAUUAGUCACCAGACAUCUUCAAAUGUAAAUAAGAAUAUUUUACUGUAAGAAUAGAGCUGUAGCACCACUUACAUCAUAUUAGAAAGCUUCUAAUGAAUUUAAAGAAAAUAUAAUUUUGACUAGAAGUUUACGGAAACAAUAAGAAACGAUCAGCCACAGAGGUGAGCAGUGUUGUACUUGAUUCUUGAUGGGGUUUAGGAGAGAUGCUAAAAGAUCUGUAUAGAAUAAGAAACUCCUAUUCGUAGCUAAAAAUUAAAUAAGGCCUAGUUCUUAAAUUUAACAGGCUCUAGCAAAAAUUUGACUGUAUUAGUUUGAAAUACUAGGAUAAUAAGUUAGUUAUUAUAGCAGUUAAUUCCACAGAAGGGACAGAAUGAGAAAAAUAAUCUCCAAAAGCAGGAAAGUACAACAGGAUCCACUCUCCCAUGUGAUUCUGCAACUCUUUCAUGGCUAAACCUUGGACUUCCUCUCAGCUGAGCCAAAGGCAAAAUGGCUGCUCUCUUGUGAUCUCCCAGGAUAAGAGGGUGUUACUCAUUCAGUGAGAGUGUGGAGGGUUAGGAGAGUGUACUUAUUACUUGUUGCUUUUCCCUUCUCUUUCUCUCUCAAAGGUGUUCAGAGUUUAACAACAGAAAGGUAUCUCUUAACUAGCUGUAGCCUGCAAAAUGCAGCUGGCAGGGAAGCGUAAUCUUCCCUCAGUUACUCGUACUUUGCAGUCUCACAACAAUUGUUUAAGCAGAAUUUAUUUAAAGAAAAAAAGUAGCAACUAAGUAAAUGCACAGAAAGGACUAAUUUAAGCAACCCUCUGGAUAAAAGCAGGGUAGGGCAAGACGUGUCACAGGAGUGUUUUAAUCUGUCAGAAAUGUGAUGAUUAAACGAGCAAUUACUGCUCUGAAUAUGUACCAGCACUGGGCCCCUCCUACGCUCACAUAGGAGUAUUUCUACAUUUCUUAUGCAACCUGCCUGUGUGACAGAGCUGCACACACACUGUUCCCAAUUAGUGUCAAGCAAAGAGCUGCUCUCGUGUCUAUAAAUCUCUCCUGGAAGUGAUCUUUCCAGCAUACACUCACCACUUCACCAUUAACCUAACUCAGAGGACAGGUCCCAACAAAGGGCAAAGUAAACACAUGUAAUACAUGAUAAAGCAAUCUAAUUAAUUAGAUAAUAUUCUCCCAGCAGAAACAGAUGGGACAGUAUUAGCUACUUUAAGUGUUAAACAUAACAUGUAAUUACAUAUAUCAGGGUAGUUGGGACAAAGCACUUGAAUGGGUACUUGUGGAAAACUAGUGAAACUACCUGCUUUAAAAACCCCCAAUCAAUCAAAAAAAAGAACCCAACUGUCAAAGGAAAAACUCAAUAUGCACCUACUACAGGAAGUACAAAUUACUUUCUCUGGGUCCCAGUAUCCCCAGAAGCAUCAGUACGUGGAGAUGAGAGCAGAGGGAGUGUGCACAACCUGCUCUGCACACUGUACCAGGGUGAAGCCGUUAGCUUAAUUUGACAAACACCUCAAUGUGAUUAUAUGUAAGAGAACUUUUGUACCUGGCAGAGGUUCAGGUGGAAAUCUAUCUCAGGGUGCAUGGUGCGGCCUGAGAGACCCCUGGUCAUAGUGGAAGGAAAAGCUAGGCUGGGGAGGUUUGCUUAGGAAAUACUAGUAUUUUCUUUGUCUCAUUUGAUGUAGGUAUUGGAGUUCCUGUCUGAUGCUAACCAGAGCAGCUUGUGGGGGGGGUUGGGGAAAUGGAGCAUGCCCAGGGGCUGAGGGCUGGCCCAAGCAGGGUGGACCUGGGAGUGAAUGGUAAACUGAGGAGCAGUAAACUGCCCCUUGCAACUUGGGUGGCUCCUGGCAUUCAGUAGAGGCUGCUCCACCUUGUUCUUACCCCAACCACCUGCAAACACAGCAGGAGAUCAUGCUGGACCUACCCUGCUGGCAAUGCUCAGUUCCUGAUGAGUGUGAUAUGAAACCCACCCAUCUCCUUGCUCCCUGCACUGCAUUCCCUGGGCCAGGGUACACUGGGCAGGGGGGCAGCAUGCCCAGGCCUCCAGACUGCCAUCAUGGCAUGCCCAUGGGCCCAGACCUCCUGCCUCAGCAGGGGCAGUGCUGGAGCAGCCGCAGGCAGGGCUGGGGGUCCCAGCUAGUCUGGGCUGCUGAGUCAGUGCGGGAGGCCGUCCAGCUCCUCCACCCCACACCAGCAGGAUCAGCCCUCGGCUGCUUCAGCAGAGCUUGGGGACACGGAAAGCACUCAGCUCCUCCUGCCACAUCUGGAGCGUGACUGCCAGUGGGCAGAGGACGAUGUGGAACUGCCGCUCUCCCUGUGAGUCAGGAUGGGCCACGUGAGGCCUCAGCGCUGGCCCUGACGCCUGCCCGCCCGCCAUCACGUGCCUGCCCCGGGAUCCUGAACUGCCACACAGCCCUGCAGAGCUUUCCAACGGCUACAGAGAAGAGCACACGGUGCAUAAGGAGAAAUAGAAACCAGGAAGGCAGGCAGAUGAAGAGCAGAGUUAUCUUGCUGGUGGUAUUGCCCAAGGAGACUGGAGUAGGAGCGGUUUCAAACUGAGCUGGCACGGAUCAGUUUUUGUUGUCUUGCUGGAAGAAGCUACCAGCUUUCUCCAUAGCUGCAGCCCUCGAGGACGUCUUCUGUGGAACCAACUGCUAGGACCUACCUAAGACUUGCAGGCAUAGCAAUGGAGAACUUGAAUGUCCUACUCCCAGACCUUACUGAAGAGCAGCAAGACAUUUUCCAGAGGGCUUUUGCUGCUGAUGCCAGUUACUUGCAGAAUCAUGAGAAAACGAACGAGUCCUUCUGGGAAUCACUUGUAAAAUGUUUAGCCACUAUUGACCCACCUGUCCUGAGUACUGAAGAAAAGAACAAUCUCCUCAACGGCUGCAGUGUCCCACCUGCAGCCUGUGCAGCCUGCCUGAGAGCCAUAGAGGAGGAAGGAGUGAGGGCCAUGGCUGUUCUGUACCUCUUGCUGAAGACAAGGAACCCAUCUGGAUACAGGCAGCUGCCCAGCUCUAAGGGAAAGGAUGAUAAACUGAAACUCCUGAAGAGAUUAGAAAGGAAUCUUGUGCAUUCACAAGGGGAUAAAAAGGCUGAAAACUCAUCCCAGGAGUCCACGGAUGAAGAUACACAAGACAGUGAUGGGGAAGAUUUAGGAAGACAGAAGACUGAAGGCCAGUUACUUGGAGGUGUACCAGCAGAGGUCGUUCCCUACAGAGAUUCAGAGAUUACCAGAAGAGAAGAUUCAAUUGCAGAUGCAUAUGACGAGAACACUCGCCUCCAUCAGUGGACAGUUCGGUGGAUGGGCAUACGGAAGGAUGAUGAAUUCUUUCAUUUUGUAAUUCUUUGCUUUGCAAUUGGAGCUUUACUAAUUUGCUACUACUACUACAAAGAUUGGACUAUUUCCCUUGGAACUGGUUUGGUCACCUUUGCUUCCCUGGAAACCACCGGGAUAUACUUUGGUCUAGUGUACCGGAUUCGGAGCGUACUUAACGGCCUUGUUCCUCUGAUUGACAAAUUCAGGCCUACAGGUAUGAGGAAGGCUGACUAGGAGGAGUAUUUCAGGAGAGUUCCACAGAACCCUGCUGUCUGAAUUUCUAGUAUUAAAAGAGCUGCUUUAUAAGAUGAACACAGAAACCUAAUGGCUAAUGUGAAAUAACAAAAUGUUAAACCAUAGAAAGACAUCAUUCCGUCCCCACAAAAAUAAAGCUGAAACUUCGGUACAGGG